Amphibalanus amphitrite is the source of this 888-nucleotide messenger RNA. Its product is annotated as HIG1 domain family member 1C-like. The transcript has 3 exons. Gene Ontology annotation, cellular component: mitochondrion. NCBI's taxonomy places the organism in Eukaryota, Metazoa, Arthropoda, Thecostraca, Balanomorpha, Balanidae. The record is from RefSeq and is a predicted model, not a curated record. Bases 220 to 531 code for a protein of 103 amino acids. Gene Ontology annotation, biological process: mitochondrial respirasome assembly.
GAUUAUUUUGAAAGCCAAAUUAGGAAAAGUAUCAAAAACAUUGUAAAGAAAAGUAGCGAUAGCACGACAAAAUAAAGUAUUUCCUCAUUGGCUGCAUGCUUUCGAUCGCGAUUGCAUAAGCCGGGAAGAUACGAGAGAGGAGGGGUGUCGCAAUUGAACUGAAAAUAAAUCGUCAUUAACUGAAUUGGAGGAAACUGUCAAGCCGUCACCUCCGUUACCAUGAGUUCAGAAAGGGUUAUACCCAGUGAGUCGUUUGACUCGGAAGCCAGUUCAGAAUCGAAGCUGGCUAGGAAGAUCAAAGAAUCGCCAUUCAUGGUUGCAGGGCUGGUGGGCCUCACUGGCAUUGUGGGCUACAACCUGUACAACCUGCGCCGGAGACCCAAGGACAUGAAGAUGUCCGUCUACCUCAUCCACAUGCGCGUGGCAGCGCAGGGGUUCGUCGUGUCCUGUCUCACGGCCGGCGUGUGCUACCAGAUGUAUAAGGAUCACCUGAAGCCCAAACUUGCCGAGUGGCAGCAGACGGGUAACUGACGACACGCUCCCCUAGGCCGGUGACUAUUCAAUGUUAGGUUGACUGUGUGUUGGUGGUGACGAGCCCCACCCCGCAAGGCAUUUUGAAUGUCUUUCUCGAACAUGGUGUACCAAGUAUGCCAUUACAAUAGGUAUAGGUAUUGCAGCUGGCAAUUACGCCGUUGUGACCGGGUUGAUAGGUUGUCUUAGACUCAGCAAACAUUUGGAAAUACUUUUGUCAGAGUUUUAUUGUGGGAUGGCGUACGAGAUGGGCGAGAUUCAGACAAAGCGCGCCAGUUAAGGGUAAGGCAAUGGUGGCCAUGUGUUAACGUCAGGUGAUGCAUGUUGUGCUUGAGAAAUAAAUGUCUUACUCGAGCC